Messenger RNA from Protobothrops mucrosquamatus (brown spotted pit viper), 571 nucleotides. RefSeq names its product resistin. The record is from RefSeq and is a predicted model, not a curated record. Gene Ontology annotation, cellular component: extracellular region. Gene Ontology annotation, molecular function: hormone activity. Lineage: Eukaryota; Metazoa; Chordata; Lepidosauria; Squamata; Viperidae. The transcript has 4 exons. The coding region runs from base 165 to 503 and encodes 112 amino acids.
CAGGUAGGUUAGGGGAGGAGUGAACCCAUUCUUGAAACAUUUAGGCCAAUCAGUUGAAAAAGAGUGGACAACUCUAUGGUAUUUAAAGGUGGGUAAUUUGUUUAGGGCACAGAAUACUUUGGAAAGCAAAUCUUUGCUGUUAAAGGAAGUUCUGAAUCACUAAGAUGAAGAAACUCUUCAUAUUCCUAUUGUUUACUCUAUUGCUUUCUGAAAAAUAUGCAAAUGCUCAGACAUGUGAAAUUGAUAGUGUGAUUGAAUUGAAGACUAAGAAUUUAAUUGCUUCCGCAGUGUCUUCAGCUCUGCCGAAGAUGCAGAUGGCUUGCCAAAAUGUGUUUGCUCGAGGUGCUUUUGCCGCUUGUCCAUCAGGAUUUCUACCCACUUCAUGUGCCUGUGGAAUGGGUUGUGGAUCUUGGGAUAUUCGUCAGGACUCAGUUUGUCACUGCCAAUGUGCACGUAUUGACUGGACUUCAGCCCGGUGCUGCAAAAUAUCUGUUGGCUCCUAAGCUGCUUUGAUGGCAGGUUGGCUCCAGUUUCUGUGCACAAUAAAAGUAUGAAUCAAUAAUUCCAUGAA